Brachypodium distachyon (stiff brome) is the source of this 1124-nucleotide messenger RNA. Its product is annotated as ATP synthase subunit O, mitochondrial. Gene Ontology annotation, biological process: proton motive force-driven mitochondrial ATP synthesis. Gene Ontology annotation, molecular function: proton-transporting ATP synthase activity, rotational mechanism. The record is from RefSeq and is a predicted model, not a curated record. Gene Ontology annotation, cellular component: membrane. NCBI's taxonomy places the organism in Eukaryota, Viridiplantae, Streptophyta, Magnoliopsida, Poales, Poaceae. The coding region runs from base 111 to 809 and encodes 232 amino acids. The transcript has 6 exons.
CUUUUCCUCGCGUUCUACGAGACCCGCAGCUUCCUCUGUUCCUCCUCCCCACCCCGAUCUCCUCCUAGGUUUCGCUCUCCACCACCGCGGAACGAACCAAGGAACCGGAAAUGGCGGCGCGGCACCUCAGAUCCGGCCUCCCGCUCCUCCAAGCCCACCUCGCGGCCACCGAGUCCGCGGUCGUCUCUCAGGCAUCAAGGGGAUUAUCAUCGCAGGCGGCUAAGCCUGCCGGGAAAAAGAUCAAGGUUCCAGAAGCUCUAUAUGGUGGCACAGGCAACUAUGCCAGUGCACUGUUCCUUUCAGCAGCCAAAGCAAAUUCGUUGGACAAAGUUGAGUCUGAGAUUCGAGAUGUUGUGGGUGCAUCCAGGAAGAGCCCUAUGUUUUCUCAAUUCAUGAAGGACCCAUCAGUGCCAAAGGAAACUAGGGUGAAGGCCAUAACUGAAAUAUUCUCUGAAGCUGGGUUUUCUGACAUCACAAAGAAUUUCUUGGCUGUGCUGGCAUCCAAUGGAAGACUGAAAUAUGUUGAGCGCAUUGCGGAGAGAUUUGUUGAUUUGACCAUGGCACACAAGGGGGAGGUGAAAGUUGUUGUCAGGACUGUUAUUCCACUUCCUGAGAAGGAGGAGAAAGAACUUAAGGAGACCUUGCAAGAUAUCCUUGGGAAAGACAAAACUAUCUUGGUUGAACAGAAGAUUGACUACAGCAUCAUGGGAGGACUGGUGAUUGAAUUUGGGCAGAAGGUGUUUGAUAUGUCGAUCAAGACCAGGGCGAAGCAAAUGGAGUCGUUCUUGAGGCAACCCGUUGAUAUCUAAUUUCUUAUCUGUUCAAGAGCAACACCAGAUUGCAGUGGCUGUGCUGCUGAAGGUUCCCUCAUGUCUACUUCUUUGAUGUGGUCCUGAAAUAAAAGCUUUCCUUUACAAGAGAACGCCACUCUGUUUUAUUUUGUCUUGUGGGCUAGAAGCCCCGCUAAACAAUCUGAAUUUCCUCGCUACCAAACAAACAUGGAUAAAAAACAUGAAGGAAAGUCAUGGAAAGUUUUUAAUUCUAAGUGUUUGUAAUUUUAUCUUCAAGUGCUCUCUUUUAUUCGUAUUCAGUGGUAUAUGAAAUAUGAUUUGAUGACAAUAGAA